AUGUCGUACCCACCCCGCCGCGACCAACAUGCCUAUUACGAGGAUGCGUACGGUGCCACGACCCCUCAGCGCUCGUCUGCCGAUGUCUACGCCGCCGUGCCCACCAAUCACGAGGCGAUGAUGAACCACUCGUACUCGACCCCUUACGAUGACAUCGCCUCGCCGAGUCCGCGCCAUGACCCUCUCGCCACGCCCCCCAUAUUCCAAGACGACGGACAGUUCCCCGUACGGAGUCAAAGCUCCACUUCUUUUGGUGACCAGCACGACCCUUACGCUCGUUACGACGCUCGCACCGGAUCGACCUAUUCGCUGGGCGGGGACGGUCAGUCGCAGCUUGGUCUCAACCCGCGGUCUCCGAGCGGUUUGGGCGUGUACGACAAGUACGAAGACCACGAGAUGAGCGACAAGAGCAAUCGACGAGGGACGGCAACCGUCGCGGGGGGCCGCAAGCUCGCUAAGGAUGGCAAGGACGGAUUUUGGGCCAGGCUAUCCGGCCGAGGUCGAAAAUUCUUGCUUUUGCUCGCUCUCGUCAUCCUGCUCAUCAUCGCCGUUGUCGUCGCGAUCCCGACCGCGAUCAUCACGCGCAAGGAUGAAAAGUCGGAUGCUGCAUCGGGCUCGUCAGGAACGACGGGCAGCGGCACACACACCACUUCGGCGACGGCAGCCAAAGGGAUCCCGACGGGCGCGAGCGGAUCAAAGGACUGGAAGACCGCGGCGUACGGAGGCGACGGUUCAAUCGUGUACACCGAGGACGGCUCGUCGUUCACGUACAACAACUCGUUCGGUGGUUUCUGGGUGUCGAUCCCGUUCAACGAUACGGCCCAAGCCCAGGACGAUGUCCCGCCUCUCAAUAAGGAGUGGGACUACUCGGUCGACCCUAUCAAUGGCGUCAACCUCGGUGGCUGGUUAACAAUGGAGCCCUUCAUCACCCCUUACAUGUUCGAGCCUUUUAACUCGCCCAGCAACUCGCCCAACGCGACCAAUAACGCCAUCGACGAAUGGCACUUGUCCCAAGCGCUCGGCUCGAACCUCACUUCAGUCAUCACGAACCACUACGAGACGUUCAUAACCGAGAAGGACUUUGCCGAGAUCGCGGGCGCGGGGCUCAACUGGGUGCGCAUCCCGAUUCCGUGGUGGAUCAUUGAAGUGUGGGAUGGUGAGCCGUUCCUCGCCAACGUCGGAUGGACCUACUUCCUCAAGGCCAUCGUCUGGGCGCGCAAAUACGGCAUUCGCAUCAACCUCGACCUGCACGCAGUCCCCGGUUCGCAAAAUGGCUACAACCACUCGGGCAAGCAAGGCUCGAUCAACUUCUUGAACGGCGUCAUGGGUAUCGCGAACGCGCAACGUACGCUCGACUACAUUCGCACCUUGACCGAGUUCAUUAGCCAGCCCCAGUACAAAAACGUCGUGCCCAUGUUCAGUGUGCUUAAUGAGCCUUACGGAGCCACGAUCGGCGCCGAUGCGCUUCGACACUUGUGAGUGGUUUGCUGCAUUAAAUCCCCUGUGAACUCAGAUCGGGUCUCUGAGGCUGUUUGUGACCCACAGCUACUACGAGACGUACUCGAUGAUGCGCAACAUCACCAGCUUAGGCACCGGCAACGGACCAUUCAUCACCUUCCACGAUGCCUUCUUCGUUCUCAACACGACCGACAGCGGUGGCUGGCUCGGAUGGAUGCCCGGAUCGGAUCGUGUCGCGCUCGAUCGUCACCCGUACUUGUGCUUCGCCGCGCCGAACAAUGACGGUCUGUCGUACCAAGCCGCCAAGCCGUGCUCGUACUGGGCUGCCGAGAUGAACCAGACGACGAGGGACUUUGGCCUCGCCGUCGCGGGAGAAUGGAGUCUGGCGAUCAACGACUGCGGCAAGUGGCUCAACAACGUCGGCAACGGGAACCGAUACGACGGCACGUACUACAUCCCCAACACGAACGCGACGACGCCCCAAUACGCUUCGGUCGGGAGCUGCGACCCGUGGAAUGUGAGUCUUCGCGCGCGAGCGUGUCUUUACAGUACUGGACUGAGGCUGAUAAUGAUUCGCGUGUGCUUUCAACAGGACUACGCGAGCUGGAACUCUUCGAUCAAGCAAGGUUUGAAACUUGUCGCGACGGGCCACAUGAGCGCGUUACGCCACUGGUUCUUCUGGACGUGGAAGACGGGCUACUCGGAAACACUCGGCAAGAUCGCGAACCCGAUGUGGAACUAUCAACUCGGCUACCGCAACGGCUGGAUCCCGCAGAACCCUCGAGACACGCGCGAUGCGUGCGCGUCGCUCGUCAAGGACAAUGGCUUCACCGUCUCGAUGCCGAACAACCCUGCUCCGACGCUCGCGACUUGGAUGACGGGUGGUGCCGGUGCCGGUACGCAGCAGAAUCCGGCCUUGGUCAGCACCUACAGCCAGUGGCCUCCGACCAUGCUGGGGAACUACACCGUUGCCAACUUGCCGCAGUACACGCCGACGGCUUCAAUCAUCACCCUGCCCGUUUCGACGCCGACGACGUACCCUCCCGGUUACUCGGCCGUCACGACCGCUGGUACGGGAUGGUUCAACAGCGCCGACACGGCUGGCUUUAUGACCGAGAUCCCGGGCUGCACGUACCCCAACCCUUGGGAGGGUGUCUCAGCAACAGCCCCGACGUCGCCUUGCACGGGCACGGCCAAUGCUCGAGCCAAGAGGGACGUCGUCGACGUUGCGUCGCCGCUGAGGACACCUCCCCUAGUAUCUCGACGAAGAAUAUGA
Microbotryum saponariae is the source of this 2734-nucleotide messenger RNA. NCBI's taxonomy places the organism in Eukaryota, Fungi, Basidiomycota, Microbotryomycetes, Microbotryales, Microbotryaceae. The record is from the annotation of a GenBank genome assembly.